Pelobates fuscus (common spadefoot toad) is the source of this 1632-nucleotide messenger RNA. Its product is annotated as all-trans-retinol dehydrogenase [NAD(+)] ADH4-like. Gene Ontology annotation, molecular function: zinc ion binding; S-(hydroxymethyl)glutathione dehydrogenase [NAD(P)+] activity. Gene Ontology annotation, biological process: formaldehyde catabolic process. Lineage: Eukaryota; Metazoa; Chordata; Amphibia; Anura; Pelobatidae. Gene Ontology annotation, cellular component: cytosol. The transcript has 9 exons. The record is from RefSeq and is a predicted model, not a curated record. Bases 89 to 1231 code for a protein of 380 amino acids.
CAUAUCAGGAACUGUGUGAAGGUGCACUUGAAGGGAGCAUUCUGUACAUCAUCCAGCACCUCUGAGAGAGUCACACAGAGAAUUCACUAUGAGCACAGUCGGGAAAGUUAUCAAAUGCAAGGCUGCAGUGGCUUGGGAAGCAGGCAAGCCUUUCUCAGUGGAGGAAGUGGAAGUUGCACCACCACGAGACCAUGAAGUCCGCAUCAAGAUUGUUGCCACAGGAGUUUGCCGUACUGACGCCCAUGCUGUAAGCACCCAUUUUAAAGAGGGUCUUUUUCCAGUGAUCCUCGGCCAUGAGGGAGCUGGUAUUGUGGAAAGUGUUGGACCAGGUGUCACCAAAGUAAAGCCAGGUGACAAAGUAAUUCCUCUCUAUAUCCCCCAAUGUGGUGAAUGUAAGUUCUGUUUGAAUCCCAAAACCAACCUUUGCCAAAAAAUCAGCAAAAUUAAGACUGCCAUUUCUGAUCAAGACCUAAUGGCUGACAAUACAAGCAGGUUUACCUGCAAGGGAAAGCAAAUAUACCACUUCAUGGGCACCAGUACCUUCUCUGAAUACACCGUCUGUGCUGAAACAUCUGUUGCCAAAAUUGAUGAUGCAGCUCCACUUGAUAAAGUUUGUCUGAUUGGCUGUGGAUUCUCUACUGGGUAUGGUGCAGCUAUUAACACUGCCAAGGUAGAGGCAGGUUCAACCUGUGCUGUGUUUGGUUUGGGAGGAGUUGGGCUCUCGGCUGUCAUGGGCUGUAAAGCAGCAGGAGCCACUCGGAUCAUCGGCAUUGACAUUAACAAUGAUAAGUUCCCUAAAGCCCUAGAGCUAGGAGCCACCGAAUGCAUCAACUCAAAAGAUUACGAUAAGCCCAUCCAACAGGUCAUAAGUGAAUUGACUGGUGGUGGUGUGGAUUUCUCCAUUGAGUGUAUUGGAAUUAUCGAAGUCAUGAAAGCUGCCCUUGAGUGCACCACAGUGGGCUGGGGUACGUGUGCAAUUGUAGGAGUCUCAUUAGCCGAAGAAGGAGUCCCUGUUGCUCCAUUCCAGUUGAUAAUGGGUCGGACCUUGAAAGCUACCUUCUUUGGAGGUUGGAAGAGUGUGGAUAGUGUCCCAAAGCUCGUUUCUGACUAUUUGUCAAAGAAAUUUGAUCUGGAUGCAUUGGUUACAUUUACACUACCAUUUGACAAAAUUAAUGAAGCUUUUGAUCUAAUGCGUGAGGGCAAGAGUAUUCGAACUGUGUUGGUGUUUUAAGUGCACCCAACUUGGAAUCAUGGAUUGAUCUUUUGGUCCUGAAAUGGAAUAUGCCUCUCACAGCAAAAGCUUGCAAGCAGAAGAUACAUACUAUAGCAUUUUCUGUUAUCUAUAUAGCAUGUUAAAUACCCUUCCAGUUAUAGGAAUUGAACCGUGUAUUUGUAGCCCACGUGCCUCUAUGGAAUAAAUGUACACUCUGUAUUAAAUGUUACUCUAGUACACCCUGGUGGACGGAACAGAAAAUGUUACCUAGAUACAUCUAAAUGGUACCACCAUAGUAGUCACUUUUGCUAUUCCACUGACUGUGAACUAAUUGUAAACUCAUUGUAAACGUACUAACAGCUACCACUGUAAGAGUUCUCUGCAUGACAUUUUAUGGUACAAUAAAUAUAUAAAUAAGU